Messenger RNA from Aspergillus welwitschiae, 434 nucleotides. RefSeq lists its product as uncharacterized. The transcript has 2 exons. The record is from RefSeq and is a predicted model, not a curated record. Lineage: Eukaryota; Fungi; Ascomycota; Eurotiomycetes; Eurotiales; Aspergillaceae. The coding region runs from base 178 to 354 and encodes 58 amino acids.
GUGUGUCACGCGUGAUACGCUAUACCAACUUACGUUUUGACCUUGUUUAUGUGUAAUAAAUGUAAUCCGAAUGAAAAAUUAAUGCUACCGUACCUUGUUGUUCGAUGGCGCACCUUCCAGGCGUUGUUCAUGGAGCGAUAAGCAGCGGCAAGAACGACUGAGAGAACCUCAAAACCAAUGAGUGACCUCAAAAAUGGGUUGCAGAUGGGCUUUCGGGCAGUACUUCGGUAUAUGUUCGACGUUGCUAAGGCAGGGGAUGAGAAAGCAGGUAGUGGAGAGUGGCAACUAACAUUGAAGGGAAAAUGGACUUAUGGUUACGGUGGGGAUGAUCUCAUUUCGUUACCAUGCUGGUAGAUCUAAUAGUUUCUACUGUAGGCAGGGUGGUAGUGCAAUGCACAAUGACUCCUUUGGAAAGGAAGUACUAUAAGGGCUAC